Messenger RNA from Meriones unguiculatus (Mongolian gerbil), 6597 nucleotides. It is a transcript of the gene Gcc2, whose product is annotated as GRIP and coiled-coil domain containing 2. The transcript has 23 exons. Bases 104 to 5146 code for a protein of 1680 amino acids. Gene Ontology annotation, biological process: late endosome to Golgi transport. The record is from RefSeq and is a predicted model, not a curated record. Lineage: Eukaryota; Metazoa; Chordata; Mammalia; Rodentia; Muridae. Gene Ontology annotation, cellular component: Golgi apparatus.
ACGCGGGGGAGGCGGAGCCGCCUGUAGCCCGACCUUUGACCCGCGGCGUCAGAGGCGGAGGUGCGGGGACUCCUGGAGAGAGGUUCCUUUGAUCGCAGUGGCGAUGGAGGAUCCUGUUCAAGGUGGGAUGGCUGCAGCACCCUCUGCAACCGGGAAAUCCAAGCUGGAAACUUUGCCCAGAGAAGAUCUCAUCAAGUUUGCCAAGAAGCAAAUGAUGCUGCUACAGAAAGCUAAAGCGAGGUGCACAGAAUUAGACAAAGAAAUUGAAGGACUCAAAUCAAAACCUGUUGAUGGAGGAACUGAUGAUAUUAUUAAGGUACUAACUGAACGCUUGGAUGCCCUUCUUCUGGAAAAAGCAGAGACUGAACAACAGUGUCUAUGUCUGAAAAAGGAAAAUAUUAAAGUGAAGCAAGAGGUUGAGGAUUCUGUAACUAAACUGGAAGAUAUGAACAAAGAGUUUGAACAAUCACAUAGAAACUAUGUAAAAGAAAUUGAAAACUUUAAAAAUGAAUUGAUUGCAGUGCACUCAGAGCAUAGUAAAGAAAAAGCCAUCUUGCAAAAAGAACUGGAAGAUGCAGUAAAUAAGCAGUUCGAGCUGUUAGAACAGCUUAAAUCUCAGAGUGAUGCUGAAGACAGUGUUAAAAAACUACAAGAAGAGAUUCAGAACAUUACGGCAGUAUUUGAGGAACAAAUUUUAUGUCUAAAAAAGCAGUUAGAAGCUACCAACAAUGAAAAAAAUCAAGAGAUUAUUCAUCUCCAAAAAGUCAUUGAGGACAGCACUGAGCACUACCGAAAAGAUAUUAAUGCUUUUCAAGAAGAGAUUUUGCAGCUGAGAGCUACACACAAAGAUGAAGUUAAUGAGCUGAUGUCUCAAAUGGAAACAUCAGCUAAAGCACAUGAGGCAGAAAUAAACAAGCUAAAAGAGAAUAGGUUGCUACAGUGUGGGGCAAAUGAGAACAUUCAGGGGAAAUACCAAUGUGAAUCAGAAAACUUAAAUGAAGGCAUCUCAGAUACAAACCAGGAGAGUCUAAAUUGCUUUGUGCCCUUACCGGAAGAUCCUGUUGCAGAACAAACAGUGUAUGAUAAAGUCAGACAAUUGGAAGAUUCCUUAAAAGAACUGGAAUCUCAACACAGCAUCUUAAAAGAUGAGGUGACUUACAUGAAUAAUCUCAAGUUAAAACUUGAGAUGGAUGCACAACAUAUAAAGGACGAGUUUUUCCAUGAGCGAGAAGACUUGGAGUUUAAAAUUAAUGAACUGUUGCUAGCUAAAGAAGAACAGGGCUAUGUAGUAGAAAAAUUAAAAUAUGAGCGAGAAGAUUUAAAUAGACAGCUUUGCUGUACUGUGGAACAGCAUAACAAAGAAAUACAGCAUCUUCAGGAACACCAUCAGAAAGAAAUCUCUGAACUAAGUGAGACAUUUAUGUCAGGUUCAGAAAAAGAAAAGUUAGCAUUAAUGUUUGAAAUACAGGGUCUUAAAGAACAGUGUGAAAGUCUACAACAUGAAAAGCAAGAAGCGGUCCUAAAUUAUGAGAGUUUACGAGAGAUGAUGGAAAUUUUACAAACAGAACUCGGAGAAUCCGCUGGAAAAAUAAGUCAAGAGUUUGAAACAAUGAAGCAACAACAAGCAUCUGACGUUCAUGAGCUUCAACAGAAGCUGAGAACUGCUUUUAAUGAAAAAGAUGCUCUUCUUGAAACUGUGAAUCGCCUCCAAGGAGAAAAUGAAAAGUUACUGUCUCAACAAGAAUUAGUACCAGAACUUGAAAGUACCCUAAAGAACCUUCAGGCAGACAAUAGCAUGUACUUAGCCAGUCUUGGUCAAAAAGAUAUCAUGUUACAAGAAUUAGAAGCAAAGAUAAGUUCUCUUGCUGAAGAAAAAGAUGAUUUUAUAAGUAAAAUUAAAACUUCCCAUGAAGAGAUAGAUCAUCUCCAUCAGAAAUGGGAAAGGGAACAGAGAUUGACUGUAGAACUCAGGGAUGCAGCAGAGCAAACUGCCCAGCACAACAGUGAACUGAGAAAAAGAGUAACUGAAUUAACAGGGAAACUAGAUGAAAUAUUAAGAGAAAAGAGUCAAAAUGAUCAAAACAUUAUGGUUCAAAUGAAAACGAUGACUGAAGACCAAGAAGAAUUGUCAUCUAAAAUCAAGUCUCUUUAUGAGGAAAAUAAUAGACUACACUCCGAAAAGGUCCAAUUGAGUAGGGAUUUGGAAGCUCUUCAAUCUCAAAAAGAUUUUGCCCUAAAAGAACAUGUUACUGAUUUGGAAAAGAAACUCCAGUUAAUAGUUGAAGAGCGAGAUGAUUUAAAUAAACUGCUUGAAAAUGAGCAAGUUCAGAAGUCAUUUGUCAAAACUCAGUUGUAUGAGUAUCUUAAACAAGUGAGGCCAAGCAUUUUAGAAGAAAAUGAAGAAGAUAUUGUAAAAGUUGUACAAGCUGUAGGUGAAUUUUUAGCAAAAAUAAAGGAAGAAAAACGAGACUUGGUAUUUGAAUGUGAUGAGAGAGUAUUAGAAUUAGAAAAAAAGAUUAAGUGCCUUCAAAAGGAGAUGGUAGUUCAGUGUGAAGAACUCAGGGCUUUACAGAGAAACUCUGAGCAAGAGAAAAUUCUCCUAAAGAAAGAAUUAGAAGAAGCCAUAUCAACAAAAGAGGCCCUGAAACUUGAUGUUCUAGAAGUGAAGAAUGCUAAUGAAAAAACAAGCCUUGAAAAUCAGACUCUUUCAACUCAGGUUGAAGAAGUAUCUCAGACAUUACACAGCAAAAAUGAAAUCCAUGAUGAAAAUGUUAUUGUAAUGGACCAUGACAAAUUAAGGCUAUUGCUUGAAGAAAGAGAAUCUGAACUACAAGAUGUGAGAGCAGAACUGAUACUGUUAAAGGAUUCCUUAGAGAAAUCGCCUUCUGUAAAAAAUGAUCAACUCUCAUUGGUAAAAGAGCUGGAAGAAAAAAUAGAAAGUCUGGAAAAAGAAUCCAAAGACAAGGAUGAGAAAAUAAGUAAGAUAAAACUAGUUGCUGUGAAAGCAAAGAAAGAACUAGAUUCUAAUAGGAAAGAGGCCCAGACACUAAGGGAAGAACUUGAAUCUGUACGAUCAGAAAAGGACCGUUUGUCUGCUUCUAUGAGGGAGUUCAUCCAAGGAGCAGAAAACUAUAAGAAUCUCUUGUUAGAAUAUGAUAAGCAGUCAGAAGAGUUGGAUGUGGAAAAAGAACGUGCUAAUAAUUUUGAACAUCAUAUAGAAGACCUUACCAAACAAUUAAGAAAUUCAGCUUGCCAGUGUGAGAAACUGAAUUCAGACAAUGAGGAUCUCCUGGCUCGUAUUGAGACACUACAGUCUAAUGCCAGGUUAUUAGAAGCACAGAUCUUAGAAGUUCAGAGAGCCAAAGGGGUAGUAGAAAAAGAACUAGAAGCUGAAAAACUUCAGAAAGAGCAGAAAAUAAAGGAACAUGUCAGUACUGUAAAUGAGCUCGAAGAACUCCAGCUCCAGUUUCAAAAGGAAAAGAAGCAACUUCAGAAAACCAUGCAAGAAUUAGAACUUGUUAAAAAGGAUGCCCAGCAGACCACAUUGAUGAAUAUGGAAAUAGCAGAUUAUGAACGUUUGAUGAAAGAAUUAAAUCAAAAAUUAACAAAUAAAAACAGUAAGAUAGAGGAUUUGGAACAAGAAAUAAAAAUUCAAAAACAGAAACAAGAAACCCUACAAGAAGAAAUGACUUCACUGCAGUCUUCACUUCAGCACAAUGAAGAAAAAAACACCAAAAUCAAACAGCUGCUUGUGAAAACCAAAAAGGAACUGGCAGAUGCAAAGCAAGCAGAAACGGACCACCUACUACUACAGGCAUCUUUAAAGGGUGAGCUGGAAGCAAGCCAGCAGCAAGUAGAAGUCUAUAAAAUUCAGCUGGCUGAGAUAACUUCUGAGAAACACAAAAUCCAUGAGCAUCUGAAGACGUCUGCAGAACAGCACCAGCGCACACUGAGUGCGUAUCAGCAAAGGGUGGCUGCACUGCAGGAAGAGAGCCGCACUGCCAAGGCAGAGCAAGCUGCUGUCACCUCUGAAUUUGAGAGCUACAAAGUCCGAGUUCAUAAUGUUCUAAAACAACAGAAAAAUAAAUCUGUGUCUCAGGCUGAAAAUGAGGGAGCUAAACAAGAAAGGGAACACCUGGAAAUGCUGAUUGACCAACUGAAAAUCAAGUUACAGGACAGCCAAAAUAGCUUACAAAUCAGUGUGUCAGAGUUCCAGGCACUACAGUCUGAACAUGAUACUCUACUGGAGAGGCACAACCGGAUGCUGCAGGAAACUGUGACCAAAGAAGCAGAACUUCGGGAAAAGUUGUGUUCAGUUCAAUCUGAGAACACCUUGAUGAAGUCUGAACAUGCCCAGACAGUGUGUCAGCUAACAUCCCAGAAUGAAGUACUCCGGAACAGCUUCCGAGACCAGGUUCGACAUUUGCAGGAUGAGCACAGAAAGACAGUGGAGACUCUGCAGCACCAGCUCUCUAAGGUGGAAGCUCAGCUCUUCCAGCUCAAGAGUGAGCCAUCCACAAGAAGCCCUGCUGCUUCCCACCAACCUUUGAAAAACCCCCGAGAAAGAAGACACACAGACCUCCCCCUUCUGGACAUGCACUCGGUGGCCCGAGAGGAGGGAGAAGGGAUGGAGACAACUGACAGCGAGUCUGUGUCUUCGCCUGGCACACACAUUCAGUCUUUAGAGCAGCUCCUUAGUUCUUCUGACGCCAAGCCUGAACAGCAUCUUACAGAACCCACUUUAUGGCAUACUGAAUUUACCAAAGAAGAAUUGGCUGAGAAGCUCAGUUCCACCACUAAGAGUGCAGAUCACUUAAAUGGCCUGCUUCGGGAGACAGAGGCUACCAAUGCCAUUCUCAUGGAGCAAAUUAAGCUUCUCAAAAGUGAGAUAAGAAGACUGGAAAGAAACCAAGAGCGUGAGAAGUCUGUGGCCAACCUGGAGUACUUAAAGAAUGUCUUGCUGCGGUUCAUUUUCCUGAAGCCUGGUAGCGAAAGAGAAAGGCUUCUUCCUGUGAUUGACACAAUGCUGCAGCUCAGCCCUGAAGAGAAGGGAAAGCUUGCCACAGUUGCUCAAGGUGAAGAAGAAGGUGCUUCCCGUUCCUCUGGAUGGGCAUCCUAUCUGCAUAGUUGGUCUGGACUUCGAUAGAUUGAUGGAAAGAACAGAAUUGACUCAACAGAAUUCAUUUGGGGAAAAAAAUGGUUAUUAUUAUUUGAUCAGGAAGUGUGCAUAUCUGUUCACAUCCUCUGGUGACUGUAUAUAUGGUAGCAGAUGUGUUUAGAAUCUCAACUUGUAGUAAAAGGGCAACAGCUUGAAGCAAUGGUACCAAUCGUCCACAGCCCUCUAACUCAGCACCACAGUCUCUGUGCUCUCCAGCACAGAGGAAACAGUUCAUUCCCGCACUCUACAACCCCAGUAGUCACUCAUUUCUGAGUAGUACUAUGAAUUUUGAAACUGAACUAAGUUUUGGUACCAUACCAACUGGGGAAUUUAAGCUUUUAAAAUAAUGUUUCAAGAUUAAGGAAAUGCUUUAUUGGUAAGGUUUACAUGUUUAUUAAGGGAUUAUGAAGUAAAUAUGCUAUAUGGUUAAUUAUAUGGUUAAUUAUGAGACUAAGUUAAAUUGCAAUUUAGUUAGUUGCUUUAAAAUGCCCCCCCCCCCGUUUGUUAUUUUCAAAAUUCACUCUGGUACUGGUGAUGUGACGCUGACUGAAUAUGUGUCCCCCCCCUCAGCUGUGUUUCCAUGUGUCUCCAGGCUCAUAGUGUAUGCCACUGCUCAUAAGCCAUGAAUCUAUUUUGAGAAUUCCCUGAAUCUCAGAACAGUGACUGUCUUACCUAACAUUAAGUCUACACGUGAACCUACUGCUUCCAGUAUUGUUCAGGUAGUCUUGUUCCUAAGCAUGACCCCCAGAGGGCUCUGGCUCACUCUUGGUGAAUAAGCCUGGCUGGGGCUGGGGGAGAGGGAUUACUUGCCUUUAUAUCUCUGGAAAUACUCUUUUGGCUAGAUUAAAAUUGUGCUCUUAAGUCAAAUUUGGGAAUUAUAUGUUAAUAUGUAAUUUGUUAAUAAAUAACCACAUAGUGAUGUCUGGAAUUGUUAAGCUUAUGGUUUAUUCUCCAGUUUUCAGUCUCAGCUGGAAACCUGACUCUCUAUUUCAGUCACUAUGAAUAUUGGCUUCCAACCUGGUUUGACUGACAUUUGCUGCUGACACAUUGAGUUUGUUCUCUUAAAGCUCUCCAUCUCACAGUGCUCGCUCCGCCUGUUAGAACAGACCUAACUGAGUGUGCUGAUUAAAGUGCAUUGAUUCCAGAGCUGACUCUAGAAAUUGAGUGUUUGACUUCAUAAGCUGUGAAUGAGUAUGCCCAGUGGCAUCCAGUGUAAUUUUAGUAAUAUUUAAAUAAACUCCAUGAUUUCUUUGCACCUACUAUGCCUUUUGAAAUCUGUAUAAACCUGUUUUGAAAUCUAGUUGUUCAUAUGAUUAUAUAAAAAUACCUUUGCAUGGUAAAAAUUACUUUGAUUACAAAAGACAUAUAUGCUUUUUGUGACCAGCAAUAAGGAACUGUAACAAAUGAUAUUUCUAUUAAAUGCAUUUAACUGUAUAUUA